AUGGGGCUGUGCGGGCGGGCUUGGGCCCGCUGCGGGGGCCCGGGCGUUCUCUGGGGCCUGGCGUUGGGCCGGGCCUUUCCCCGGCCGUGCCGUACCGGCGGAUGGGAGCCCCCGCGGGCGGAGGGGACGGCUCGGUACGGCCUCUGGGCGGCGGCGGCGGCGGGCGGCGGGGUGCCGGCCCCGCGGGGCGUCCGCGGGCUGAGGAGCUCCAACCCCUUCACCCGCAGGCAGGAGGAGGAAUGGCGGCGCCGGAACCGGUCGGCGCUGGCCUACAUCGCCGCCGCCGCCGUGGGGAUGGUGGGCAUGUCCUACGCGGCCGUGCCGCUCUACCGCCUCUACUGCCAGGCCACGGGCCUGGGCGGAACGACGGCCGCGGGCCACAGCUCGGAGCAGAUCGAGAGCAUGGAGCCGGUGCGGGACCGGGUCAUCAGGGUCACUUUCAACGCGGACGUGCAUUCCAGCAUCCAGUGGAACUUCAGACCCCAGCAGAGCGAAAUCUACGUGGUACCAGGAGAGACUGCAUUGGCAUUUUAUAAAGCGAAAAAUCCUACUGACAAACCAAUAAUUGGAAUCUCUACCUACAACGUAAUACCCUUUGAAGCAGGACAGUAUUUCAAUAAAAUACAAUGUUUCUGUUUUGAAGAACAGCGGUUAAAUCCUCAAGAGGAAGUGGACAUGCCUGUCUUUUUCUACAUUGAUCCAGAAUUUGCAGAGGACCCUAAAAUGGCUAAAGUUGACUUAAUCACUCUCUCUUACACCUUUUUUGAAGCAAAGGAAGGACAGAAGUUAGCACUUCCUGGAUAUCAGUAAUGGGCAAUCGCUGCACAAUCUGACUUCUGCUACCUGACUACCAGUUUUGAAACCAUUUUUCAGCAGAAGGAAAAACUGCAGGAGUACUGUGCAAUACAAAAUUAUAUCAUUAAACCACCAUGGGCACAUGCUGCUGUUACAAAAGGAUGUAUUUCUAUUUAAAAAAAACCCACCCAAACCCACAACUUAUGUAGUUGGAAUAUUAUUUCUUAGGGAUAGUAUUUUUUCAUCAGACAAUAGAAGGGAAUGUGCUGUUCCUGGAGGGGAGAGGGUUUUCUCAAGCCAUCUUUUUGUAAGAUGAUACAUGUUAACUGAACACUGUGAGGCAAAUUUUUAAACCCAAGUGUAAACUGAGAUCUGCAUUUAAAUACAGAGGAAAAAAUCACUUUAUUAAGCAUCUAAAAUUGCAUUGCUGGCUCUGAAGAAUAACUUCCAUGAAAGUUACCUUUAUAAAAAGGUAAAAACUACCAGGUAAUCGGUUCACAAAAUCUCAAAA
Haliaeetus leucocephalus (bald eagle) is the source of this 1306-nucleotide messenger RNA. Its product is annotated as cytochrome c oxidase assembly protein COX11, mitochondrial. The transcript has 4 exons. Lineage: Eukaryota; Metazoa; Chordata; Aves; Accipitriformes; Accipitridae. The record is from RefSeq and is a predicted model, not a curated record. Gene Ontology annotation, cellular component: mitochondrial inner membrane. Gene Ontology annotation, molecular function: copper ion binding. Bases 1 to 810 code for a protein of 269 amino acids.